AUGUUUAUUUUCUUCGUUUUACUUGCAACAAUGCUUGAAUCAACGGAAACAGUUACCGAUCUACCAGAUUAUCACGUUGAUCUUCGAAUGAGCAGUCAAACUAAACCCUAUCCAUACGGUGUUGAGUUUUGUGUGAUACCAAAAACCGGUUCAAUGAUCACAACUGAAAUUCUCUGUGAUUUGCUGCGUGAUUAUCGUGAAAUCCCAUAUAAACACAAUUUUGGGAAGAACAUAAGUGGAAUCAAUGCUUGUGUAAACAACACCUUUUACCCGGAUGCUCAUUUGGAGAAAUGGAAACGAUCAACGAAAAUCGUCCGUUUUACAAUCGUUCGCGAUCCAAUCGAACGAUUCGCCUCGUAUUAUGGCCACUUUUGUGGAAUGCUUAAUCAAUGUGAGGGAAAAGAUAUUCACCAAUACUCGAGAUGGAUGUACUUCAUGCUAAACAACAAAAUCAAACCAAAAACCCACUUAACGAUGGGCAGACUUUUUCACGGAUAUCCACAAUCAUGGUUCUGUAAUCUUGGCUCUGAUAAAGAGAUUCAAAUAAUUCGCUACACUCACAACAAAAAGGAGAUGGCGAAGCAAUUCUUGCGCAUUUUGAAGAAAGCAAAAGUCCCGAAGAAACUUGCGAAGCGGGCUCUGAAACACUUGAAGAAAUCGAGCACCGUUCACGCAGCCAAACACUCAGAACGACAGAAACUCCGUGAACAAAUCGUCACAAAUCCCACAACGAUGGAGCACGUUCGAGCAAUUUAUCAUGAUGACUUCGAGCUUUUUAACAAACAUUCUCAA
This is a messenger RNA of Mesorhabditis belari, 792 nucleotides long. NCBI's taxonomy places the organism in Eukaryota, Metazoa, Nematoda, Chromadorea, Rhabditida, Rhabditidae. The record is from the annotation of a GenBank genome assembly.